AAUCCAGAAGAUCUGUCGUCUCCAGCUCAAGGCCAGCCUCGCCCCGGCGGCCCCCAACCCUACUUGUAUACGCCUGUGUCGUGCGUGAAACAGUUACAGGAGGCCGGAACCCAAUAUAAUCGGCCUAGGAGUGCCAUUCGACUCCGCAGCCCCUCCCGCGCUGCUGGGAGACCUCUGCUCUUGCGAGGCACGUCGUCGAGGUCUGCAACAGCCGCAGACAUUGCUCCGGAUACAUGUCGAAAGGCUUCUUCGGCCACUCGUCCCCCUUCCACCGCGACCCGACCCCGUCUUCUGCGACCAGCGCCGCCCCUAAGCCUCGCCCGCACAAAGAACUCGACCAGGUUUCUGCGUUGUAUGAGCUUGGACUGCUCAGCAACCCGGAUAAAAGACCUAGGAGGCGAGCAGCAACGACCGGGGACCAGGAGCAACCUAGUGGAGCACGCGUUGCAGGAUUUCUGACCCAUACCCAUACCCGUUCCAAUCCCAAUCCUCAUCCCCAAGGGAGUCUAGACGUCCAAAAGAAAACCUCAUCUCAUAUGACAGUUGACUCUCCUCGCCUCUCAGAGCAGUCAUCCAAGUCGAAGCCGUCGCUAUCAUCGCUCCAUUCGAGAGAGCCCUUGCUGGGAACGGGCGACCUGCGCAAGCGAGCGGGAGGAGGCAUGGCAGGAAUGUUGGACACCGACAGAAGUCGUACACGGCGGGAGAGGACGUUUGUGGGGAGCGAGUGCGCUGUGUGUGAAGAGCCUUUGGAGCACACCCUUCGCGGCGAGCGGAUACUGCAGUUCUCGUGCGGCCAUGUGUCCCACGAAGCGUGCUUCUACGAGUACAUCAAGGAGUUCGAGUCGCAGUACUGCCCGACGUGCAACGCGCCAUUGGGCCUGGAUACAAGCAGAGGAGGGAAUGUGCUGGACAUUGUGUCGGCGAGCGACCAGUCGACACGCUCCAACCAAACUCCUACUCCCACCCCGUGGGACAGCCAGACCGUACGGCCGCGCAGCAGAAGCUCGAAUGCGGGACCACCGCCCAGAGAUGCCCGGGACAGCAGCAGAGAUUCAAGAGACAGCAACAAUGGAGGAGGAAGCAGUAGAGAUAGCAGGGACAGCAGGGAUCGAGCUGGCAGAUUCACCACCCAACAGCCACCGCGAGCUGGACACAACCGGAACGAUUCAGAGGUCACUGGUGCUCCAUCAUCUCUUGGCUACCCAGAGACGACAACAAGUGGGCCUCCUCGGCGACACGACUACGACGUCCAGUCCAUGGAGACAAGCCUCAUCAGCCCAAGAGCAAGCGUCACCAGAAACCCCAUACCCGCCCCAUCCGUCAGCGUGCGUUCCGAGUUCCCGACCCUGAAUCGGUCUCGUCAACAACAGACGCUUACUUGCCUUGUCACUGUCGAAGUUCCGGACAACAAGUGGCGACCUGACCCUGAUGAUCUACGAAGCGCACCUCCUCUACCAGCACCCCGGCCCGAAGAUACUUAUGCUCGGCCACCAUCUCCAGCACAAAGUGCUCCACGAUUCUACCCAUAUGAGCCCCCUGAGGUGUUGGAAGAAAUCACCGAAAGCCUUAGAAACAGAGUAGAGAAUUGGCAUGGCCUGGAUUUCAAUAGAUUCGGAAAACUACGUUUGUACGGUACAAUCAGAGUCGGCAAAGACAAGCAGUCUUGGCAAGAGCUGGAGUGUUUCCUAUUUGCCGAGAUGCUCAUUUGCGUGAAAGAAAAGAAGGUUACUCUUCCUCAGCAAUGGGAUGAUCCAAAUACAGUACGCAAGAGCACACGAUGCACGCUCAAAGGAUCCAUCUUGAUCAAGAAGCACCUCAAUGAGGUGACCGAAUCUGGGACUGGUAAAGCCCAACUUGGACAAACCGAAAAAAUCACCAUGUCUAAUCUGCGACCUACAGAAGAGUAUAUUUUAACCCUCAGUCUAUCGGUGGCCGAAUUGCCAUCGUUCCAUUUGCGAUUCGAGAACAGAAACCAAUUGAAGCUCUGGCAACAAGCACUUCUAGACCUAAAUGCUGUUGAGGGUUCUCCGAUUAGAAGCCCAGACUACGAGUUGUCAGAGGAAGAGGAGGACUGGCAAAGGGUAUCGAACCCCAAACGUGUCUCAUCGGUCAACUCAUCUUCGUAUGGAGCCGGGCGCUCUGCAACGACUGCUCCAACAGAGUACACCGCUGCAACUCGAGGCAUGCGACUUCCAGCGCCUGUUCAUGUUCCCGUGGAUAUCGUUGUCGUCAUUCCGAUUUCUUCAUCUAUGCAGGGUGUGAAGAUUAGUCUCGUACGUGAUGCGCUGAAGUUUAUGGUCCAAAAUCUUGGCGACAGAGAUCGCAUGGGUUUGGUUACGUUUGGAUCUAGCGGUGGAGCAGCACCCCUCGUUGGAAUGACGACAAAGACUUGGAAUGGAUGGUCGAACAUUCUAGCAUCAGUCAGACCUGUUGGCCAGAAGAGCCAUCGUGCUGAUGUUGUGGAGGGAGCCAAUAUCGCGAUGGACCUGCUUAUGCAGCGAAAGUCGAAUAAUCCCGUGGCUUCGAUUCUCUUGAUCAGCGACUCGUCGACCUCAGAUGCUGAGAGCGUCGACUUCGUUGUAUCAAGAGCAGAGGCGGCAAAAAUUGCCAUUCAUUCGUUCGGUCUUGGCAUGACACACAAGCCUGAUACGAUGAUAGAGUUAUCUACUCGGACAAAAGCAUCGUACACUUAUGUCAAGGAUUGGAUGAUGUUGCGAGAAUGUCUUGCGGGCUGCCUCGGCGCCAUGCAAACCAUGUCACAUCAGAAUGUGAAGCUCAAGCUACGGCUUCCCGAAGGAUCACCAGCGAAAUUCGUCAAGAUUAGUGGUGCACUCCAAAUCACGAAGCGCGCGACAGGCAAAGAUGCCGAAGCUUCUCUAGGGGAUCUCAGAUUUGGUGACAAGAGAGAUAUCCUGGUCCAGCUGGUCAUUUCUCCCGACAACGCCUCGCAAGAGCAGCUACCUCAAGAUCCUUGGGAGUCCAUUGUCUCCGGACUUGAGGCCCUUGGUGGUCCCCUGGAUAAAGAAGAUGAGCGCACCGUUUCCAUCGAGGAGGUUCCUCUCAUCCAAGCUGAUCUCACAUGGGGCGACAUCCUUCGCGAUGGUACAUUGACUCACCUUCCCCGACCUUCACUUCUCGCAAUUACGAUGCUGCCCGCUCCCACACACCAAAAGAAGUCGCAAUGGCCAAACACCCCUCCAAUUCCUCCACACCCUCUCGUCGUCCAGCGCAGAAUGGAACUUCUCACAUCAGACAUGCUUACACGCGCUCUCACUCUUGUGUCUCGUGGCCAGCACGAACGCGCCCAACAUCUUCUCAAUGAGACACGGUCAAUUCUUAAGGGUCUGGGCAAGGGCGGCCUCCCUCCGAUCCCUCCUACUCCUAGCACGAUGAAAUCUCCGAAUCAAUCAUCUAUUACCACCAACUCAUCUCCGACUUCUACCACCCCCGAGGACCGCCGCAAUACACCAUCACCAACAUCGGCUCACACACCCUCUUCACAUCGUGCGCCCUCCAUUCCACGUCAUCAUUCGAAUGACGCCCUUUCAAUGAACUCAUCUCCGGGCAUUGACCCAACGACUGUCUCAGCUCUCGAUGCAGAGCUUGAAGCCAGUCUAGAAUGGAUUAACCAUCCCGCAGUGUUCGGACGAGAUAGCAGGAAGGCCGUGCUCCAAGCCAUUGGAGUCAUCAGCAGCCAGCGAGGAUAUACCUUCCGAACUCCAGUCGAGAGUAUCUGGGCUGGACGAGUCGGAGGCGUCAAGCGGUUGACCGAACGCAGCCGUGAAUGGCGAGAAGAAGGCGGCGGUGAUGUAGGCAUCAUGGAGGAAAGCUAA
This is a messenger RNA of Hyaloscypha bicolor E, 3833 nucleotides long. RefSeq lists its product as uncharacterized. The record is from RefSeq and is a predicted model, not a curated record. NCBI's taxonomy places the organism in Eukaryota, Fungi, Ascomycota, Leotiomycetes, Helotiales, Hyaloscyphaceae. The coding region runs from base 234 to 3833 and encodes 1199 amino acids. The transcript is spliced from 5 exons.